This is a messenger RNA of Cuculus canorus (common cuckoo), 1902 nucleotides long. It is a transcript of the gene ZPBP2, whose product is annotated as zona pellucida binding protein 2. NCBI's taxonomy places the organism in Eukaryota, Metazoa, Chordata, Aves, Cuculiformes, Cuculidae. Gene Ontology annotation, cellular component: acrosomal vesicle; extracellular region; zona pellucida receptor complex. Gene Ontology annotation, biological process: binding of sperm to zona pellucida; acrosome assembly. The record is from RefSeq and is a predicted model, not a curated record.
AUGCACCCCGCUGGGCCCCCCAGUAAAGUUUCCGUGUACGUUAAGGUGUUUACAAAUAGCCCUUUUCUAGCAUGUAUGGAUUUAGCUCGUCCUCAAGAAGAUCUAAUAGACCCCAAGUAUUUUUUAGUUGCUCCAUAUGGAAAAAAAUUAGAAGGGCAAAGAUACGUGAAUCUUACAGAAACGGGAAGCCUGAUGGCGAUGGAGUUUAAGGAGUCGAUGUCUGGAGCCUACACUUGCGCUCUGUCUCACAAAAUCCUAGAAACUACAACAGGAGAAGAAAUAUUCGAGACAUAAAAGCUCAUCGUGUAUGCAUAGAGGGAAGCUGACCACGCAUACCAGGUAUUUGUUCGCUUUAUUACGAAGGGAUGCAAACUCCAAGCCAACCACCGCUUCUUCGAGGAGCUGAAGAUCAUCUCCGAUCUGAAGUGCCAGAUCAUAGAGCCCUCCUACGAGUGCCACUCGGUCAAGAUGCACAAACACAGCCUCCCGCAUGAACUAUUUGUCACUUCUCAAGACUGCGCUGGUUGCUGUGUGGUUUGUGAUCCUGGAACUUCCAGUCCCAAUAAUGAAGUGACCUGCCAGAUGUGUAAGAGGCCACGAGUCGAACAGUACGGAGCAAGAUCCUGCUAAUAAACUAACGACAGAAAUUGGGAAAGCAAAGAGCAGCUGUGAAGGUGGUGUUGGUUUUGUGAUGUCCUUUUCACUUGUAGGUUCUCAUUCUGCAAGCCUACCUUCAUUUUUUAACCAUCACAAGACAUCAUCAUUUAGGCACCCCUACCUCUUCUGUGCUCUGAGACCCUUUAGACUGUAAAAAUUAUGUCUAAAAUAGAAUCCUAGAAAAGAAUCAUGGGAUGGUUUGGGUUGAAAGGGACCUCAAAGUCCAUCCAGUCCCACCUCCCAUUGGAUCUGGUUGCUCCAAGCCCCAUCCAACCUGGCCUUGAACCCCUCCAGGGAUGGGGCACCACCACUGCUCUGGGCAACCUGGGUUUCCUCACAGGAAAACAUUUCUUCCCAAGAUCUCAUCUCAACGUCCUCUCUUUCAGCAGCAAUUUCUAGCAGACAUUAAUAGAAAUAUUUAAUCUUUGUGAUUUUAAAGCCCUUCCUUUUGUUUUUCUCCCUUUCUUUCUCUCUACCUGAAGCGUUCCAGCCUGCCCUGUGCCAGUCACACACGUUAACAGAGCUUGACCUGCUCAGGGCUUUUCAUUGUUGCUCUGCUGACCAGCAAACACCAGGAGAGUGGGAAGUGAAAUCAGGUCUAAGAGAGAGGGUUAAAAACAAGUUCUGCAGCCCAGCAGCCAGGAGAAUUAAGGACUCAGCUUUUAUGGUUCUCUUGUCUGCUGCUCCCAAGGAAGAAGCAGAUAUUUCCCAGGAAGAGGGCAAGUGGGGAGGCUGCAGAGCCUCCUCUGCCUACUUGCUUCUACAUCUUUCCCUUCAGCUGUAUCAAAUCCUCGUGGCAGAGCCCUGCCAGCCCCAGGUGCUGCGCUGUCUGAGCAGAUGAUCCUUUUACACCAGCUGUAAAUUCCCAGCAAGUUCACCGGAUGACUAACAAGUCAAGUCCCAAAUUGCUAAAGCACUGAGAUAAUGGGAAAGGAUUCUUUCCAGCAAAGACUUAUUCCACUUGGCUUUUGAAGGGUGGCUGCUGGAGCUGCAGAAAUUGAUCAUUUUGCUCAGAAAAAAAUCAGCAUUAAUAAAGAUUUUAUUUCCCGAUUUCAAGAGUUGCAUGAGAGUAACCCUGAUUUCUCCAUGGUGCAGCUCCCACCAGAGCAGUCGGACUGCCGCAGGCUCCCGAGAGCACAACAGCAGAGCUACCAGAACACAGGCUUUUAGAACUUGGCUUUAAGCUCUGUGAGCUGCUAUCUUCCAGACUUUGAGGGACACUAGAGAGCUCUUCCCCUCGCUUCC